AUUAAUUUAGGCUACUGCCAACACUGCAAAACUAGCAGCUGCCGAAGCACAGUUGUCCAAAAUGCCCAUUUCUGGCAUUGGUAAAGGAAGAAGUUCUCUGUUGGAAGUGAAAAAUUUAAAAGAUCAAUUGGCAGAAUCACAGAAUGAAAUUAAAAAACUGCAAGAGAAGAUUAAUUUGGCUGAGAAAAGCAUAAAUCAGUAUCGCACUUUGGCCUCUGAUUUGGAGUUACAGUUAAAAGAACAGACUCGGCUGAAUGACAGUUUAAAAGAAGGAAUAGAGAAAUCUAUAAAAGAGAAAGAAGAAGUUCAAGAAAAACUGGAGCAGAAAUUAGAGGAAUGUGAAAAGCAGUGUAGACAGUUAAUUCAUGAAAAUGUAACCAUAACAGAAGAAUCUGCAAACAAAGUGAAUAAUCUAAAUAAAGAAAUAGCAAUACUUCAAAGAGAUUUACAAAUAAGUAAACAACAAGCAAAUGAGGCAAUUAAAAAUGAAAAACAAACCAGAGAGGAUUGCCAAAAGCAAACAAAAUUAAUGCAAGAGGCACAAGAAAAAUAUGAAAGAGAACUAUUCUUACAUUCUCAAGAUAUUACUUUACUCAGAAGUGAGAAAGAGGAGCUUGUUUUAUUUAAAUCUCAAGUCGAAAAUGCCGAAGCAAAAUCACAGCAAUUAGAACAGACCUUCACCGAAAAUAAAGUAGCAUGGGAAAAGAGAGAAAAGAUGUUUCAAAAUGAAAUAGAAGCAAUUAAAAAGAAAUGUGAAGAUCUUAACAACAAUAAUACUACAUUAUUAAAUCAGCUAGAGCUGUUGGGUCGUCAGAUGUCGGUAAUGCAAUCUAAAGAUUGGAAUAUUUCAUCAUCAUUAGAAGAAGAAAAUAAAAGUACUCAGCAGUUGCUAGAAGUUAUCAG
This is a messenger RNA of Centruroides sculpturatus (bark scorpion), 903 nucleotides long. Its product is annotated as nucleoprotein TPR-like. The annotation marks the transcript as partial. Gene Ontology annotation, molecular function: structural constituent of nuclear pore. Gene Ontology annotation, cellular component: nuclear pore. The record is from RefSeq and is a predicted model, not a curated record. The transcript is spliced from 9 exons. Gene Ontology annotation, biological process: mRNA export from nucleus; protein import into nucleus. NCBI's taxonomy places the organism in Eukaryota, Metazoa, Arthropoda, Arachnida, Scorpiones, Buthidae.